GCUCGGGCCCGCCCCCACCUGCGCGGGCCCGCCCCGCACCGCGGCCCCCCCGCACCUGCGGAGCGGCUCCGGCCAUGGGCGCGCUGCGGCGGGCGGCGCUGGCGCUGGCGGCGCUGCUGGGUGUCUCCUUGGCCGUGCUGGAGGUGCACGUGGGGACGAGCCUGGUGCUGUCUGUGGAGGGGCAGCAGGCGGUGCUGCCUGCCUGGUACACCAGCCACUCCCAGAACGAGCCCUACGUCACCUGGAUGCUGAACAAGAAUCCUGGUCCCUUCCAGAUCCUGUCCUACAUAGGCGGGGUGGUGAAGGUGGAAGAGACAGAUCUGAAGCCCCGCGUGGGGUUCCUGCACCCCAUCUUCACCCACAACAUCUCGGUGUUCAUCAACGCCACGCGGGAGGAGGACUCGGGUCAGUACAUGUGCACCGUCAACGUGGUGGAUGACUCCAUCAAGCUGCACAAGAACAUCGGCCUCAUCAACCUCACCGUCCUGGUGCCGCCGGCCGCGCCCACCUGCCAACUGCACGGCAACGCCGUCGUGGGGGCCAACGUGACCCUGAGCUGCUCCUCCAGGAAGGGCAAACCCUCGCCCAUGUACCAGUGGCAGCGCCAGCCGCCCACCCUGCAGGUCUUCUUCCCCCCUGCCCAGGACCGGGUCAAGGGCACCCUCAAGCUGACCAACCUCUCCCUGGAAAUGUCGGGGGUCUACGUGUGCAGGGCUGAAAACCAAGCGGGUUCUAAGAACUGCAGCAUUGUCCUGGAGGUACACUCAACGAGCACCAAAGCAGUGAUUGCCGGCGCCGUGCUGGGCUCCCUGGGUGCCCUGGCCACCAUCAUCUUCUUCGCCCAGAAGCUCGUUGGCUACAGGAGGAAAAAGCGUGACAGCCAGGAGGAGGGACCCAACGAGAUCAAGGAAGACGCCGUGGCACCCAAAACCCCAUCGUGGGCAAGGAGACCAGCCUCGGACACCAUGUCCAAAACCAGCACCCUGUCCUCCCUGGCCGGCAGCCGCCAAACCUACGGGGCCAGAGCCCCCUCGGACACCGCCUCCAUCCUCACCACCACCGGCAGCUACCGGGGACCCCCUCCCCGGCCCGGGGGGCGGCCCCCCAGCCUGUCCCCCCCCGCCGUUAACGGGACCUCCCGGCGCCGCCAGGACCCCCCCGCCGCUCCCGGGGGCUCCGUGCCCCCCUCCAGCCUGGCACGGACCGGCGCCGUCCCCGUCAUGGUGCCAGCGCAGAGCCGGGCCGGCUCCUUGGUCUGAGCCCACCCCACCAAACUGGGGUGCCCAUGGCACCAUGGGGUGGCUUUUGUCCCUUUUUGGGUUUUUUUUGCUUUUUAACAGAUGCCUCGAGCAGCUGGACUCAUCGUGGGUGUGUUUAAUGGGUGCAGCGGCUCUCUGGGUUUGGAGGGACCGAGUCUCCCCAUAAAUAUCACCCCCCAAACCAGCCCCAGCCCUGCCUCAGGGGGUCCCCUUCUUAUUUUUUUUUUCUAUAUCUAUAUAUCAGGUGAAAUGAGGGAUUUUUCAUAAAAGAGCAUUUUAAGUUGGGUGGGGAGGGUGGUGACAGUGACACACACACACACACACACACACACACACAGAGACACACACACUCUUUUUUUAGGGGUUUUCUGAUUAAAAGUUGCAGCACUGCCCAGCACCGGUGCUUUGGGUGAGUUUGUGUGGAUUUCAAGGUGGGGAGGGAUGUCCCACAACCUUCUGGCUGAUGUCACAGUGCCCCAGCCAAGGUCCUCAGGGUGAGGUGACAUCAUGAUGCACGUGUUGUCACACCUGUGACCGUGAUGUCACUCCCCGUGUCAGGAGGUGUGAUGAUGCAAUGAGUGUGUGACAUCACUGCGUCUGCCUGACGCCUGCAUGGUGCCAUACAGGCAUGUCCCAUGUCCAGUGGGAUGUCAUGUGUGCCUGCAUCGUGUCACAUCAUCACACGGCAGCGCUGAUGUGACACGUGCCUGUAUGAUGUCCCCCCAUGGUCAUGCCUGGCAGUGAUGUCACACACAGUGGAAUGAUGUCACUCCAGCCAUCACACACACCUGUAUGAUGUCACACAUCCAGCAGUGAUGUCACACACACCUGUAUGGUGUCACACAUCCAGCAGUGACAUCACACACACCUUUAUGGUGUCACACAUCCAGAAAUGAUGUCACACACACCUGUAUGGUGUCACACAUCCAGCAGUGACGUCACACACACCUUUAUGAUGUCACACAUCCAGAAAUGAUGUCACACACACCUUUAUGGUGUCACACAUCCAGCAGUGAUGUCACACACACCUGCACGGUGUCACACAUCCAGCAGUGAUGUCACACACACCUUUAUGGUGUCACAGCAGCUGUCACUUGUCCAGUAGUGACACCAUGCCAGCACCAGUCAUGUCCCAGCCAUGAGUGAUGUCCCACCACACCCUGAGCACCAGUGUGACAUCGUGCCAGCUGUCACACGCGUGGCAGUGCUGUCACACGUGUGGCAGGGAUGUCACACGUGCCUGUAGGAUGCUGCACGCUCCCAUGGGAGAUCACUGCCGGGC
This is a messenger RNA of Taeniopygia guttata (zebra finch), 2541 nucleotides long. Its product is annotated as endothelial cell-selective adhesion molecule. Gene Ontology annotation, biological process: homophilic cell-cell adhesion. Gene Ontology annotation, cellular component: plasma membrane; adherens junction. Lineage: Eukaryota; Metazoa; Chordata; Aves; Passeriformes; Estrildidae. Gene Ontology annotation, molecular function: cell-cell adhesion mediator activity. The record is from RefSeq and is a predicted model, not a curated record.